Molecule: messenger RNA, 3488 nt
Organism: Prorocentrum cordatum
Lineage: Eukaryota; Dinophyceae; Prorocentrales; Prorocentraceae
Source: the annotation of a GenBank genome assembly
AGCCGCUUUGGGCCCGACGGGGGGCCAGCUGGCCCCCCCGCCCCCGCUGGUGGGCGGCGGCCGGCGGGGGCUGUGCCCGCGCCUGCGGGGGGCGCCCUCGCGCUUGGGGACGGAUGGAGACCCCGCGCGACGGCGUUGCGGCCGCCAAGGGUCCCCGGCCGCGCCGCGCAGGUGUGCGCUCGGGCUGGCAGCUGAAGGCGGCUGCCGGCGAGGCCGCGCUGGAUACGCCCCCCGCCGACGCCGAGCCCCUGGAGGACUUUGACUGCGAAGCGGGCUACUCCAAUUGGGCUGCUGGGUGGUCUGCGGACAAGAAGGCGUUCUGCUGCAAGAAGGAGGAUAAGGGCUGCGAGGCAAAGGAGGACUUCGAUUGCGAAGCGGGCUACUCCAACUGGGCUGCGGGGUGGUCUGCAGACAAGAAGGUGUUCUGCUGCAAGACAGAACAAAAGGGCUGCGAGGCCCUCCCGUCCUGCGACGACCCCGCCAGUGGGGAGGAGGAAGCGCCGGCGACGUGGAUCCCGGAUUUGUCGGGCGCGGGCGUCAACUUGACCGUGAUGACGUUCAAUUUGGAGAAGAGCGCGGAUAGCAUCGGCCAGAACCCUUUCGCGUCGAGAGGCAGGCAGGACAUCAUGGGCUUCCAGGGUUGCCCCGACGCCAGGGAGCUGGUCCACUACGGCGUGACCCGCGAGGACGUCGUGCUGCAGGGGGAGGACGGCCUGUGUAUGGCCUACAAGAACUCCAGCUUCGCACUCAUGGGCCAGGGCCUCGAGAACGUCGCCGAGGACAAGGAGGGCGAUCAGCACCGCCGGGCGCAGUGGAUGCGGCUCCGCCACCUGGAGCUCGGCAAGUUUGUUUUCUUCGUGAACCACCGCGGCCCCGAGCCCUUCGACUCGGGAGGCGCCUGCGGAGCCGACCAGAUGGAGCGCAGCCUCCGGCGGCUGGUAGCCAGGCAAGCGCAGCCCGGGGACCUGAUCGUCGUCGUGGGAGACUUGAACGUGGCCAUGAAUUCGCCUGUCGUCACCCACCUCGCCAAGCGCUUGACGCGGGUCUACGCGAGCGAGCCCGGCACGAGCCUCUACAUCUUCGCCAACAUCGGCGGCGGAGGCGGGGUCAGCUGGCAGGAGAGCUCCGCGCUCGGGGCCACGAUCAGCGCCGCUGGCGCGGCGAGCACGCCGGCUCCGCCUUCCAGCACGGCCGCGAGCACGCCCGCCAGCGAGAAGGUGGUGCAGGAGGCCGCCGGCGCGACCACGGGCGCACCCGCCAACGAGACGAAGACCGCCACCAGCGCGACCACGAGCUCCACGGUAACCCUCGCCAGCACGGCGACGACCACGACCACCACCUAUUGGUGCAUGGCCGACGUCCGCAAGAUCCCCAGAAAGGUGUGGCGCGCGCCCUCCACGGGCGCCGCCGCGAGGUUCAAGAUGCUCACCAUGAACAUGGUGUGGUGGAACGUCGGGCAGCCAGACGACCCUGACGACCUUCCGGAGGCGGUCAUUCGCAGCAGUGGGGAGCCUUACAUGUACGACGCGAUUGGCCUUCAGGAAUGCAAGGAGCCCCGCAGGCUGCUGAAGAAGCUUGGCCCGGACGCGGAGGAGUACGACGUCAUCGAAGAGGGCAGCGGGCUCUGCACGCUCUACUUGAAGGACCAGUGGACCCUGCAGGGCCACGGCUUGGAGGCUGUGGCCGUGGAUCAGGCGAGCGUGGAGGAGAGCGUUGGCGUGAGCAAUCGCAGCGUGCAGUGGCUUCGCAUGGUGCACUCCGAGACACGGCGGCCGUUCUUCGUCAUGAACUACCACGGCCCUCUGCCGCUGAACUCGGGCGGCGGCUGCGGCGGCGAGGUCACGGCCCAGAGGCUCAUCGGGGUGAUCAUGCAGAACGCGCUCGAGGGCGACGCCGUGAUCCUGUCUGGCGCUUUCAACGCUAAGGGAUUCACGCCCGUAAUCCAGGUGCUGGAACAGCAUGGCCUCGGGGUGUUCAAGGUAUCUCAUGACGGCUCCAGCGAGUACGGCGAAGAUUUCGUAAUCAGCAAUGCCGGUGCGGCGUCCCUGAUCUCAUCUGCAAACUUGGGCCGCGGGGGGAGGUUUCACGAUGUCCUUGGGGUGAUAUUCGAAAUCGGGAGACAUCCUGGCAACCCAGACGUGUCCAAGGCUUCUGACAGCGAGGUUCUGCCGAGGUAUUACACUUGGACCACGAGCACAGUGACGGUCACUACGUCCACCUCGACCAAGACCACCACGUCCACGGUGACAGGUCCCCAGCCCUUCGAAUGUCCAGCCGCCGCGGCAGGCACCAGCGGUCCUCUCUGGAGCACAACCGGCCGGCCCAAGGAGGUCAGGCUGGCUUCCCUGUCGCUCGGCAAUUCGAGCGCGGGCCUCCCAGAGAGCAGCAGUUGGAAGGACUACGACGCCGUCGUCUUUCAGGGCUGCACGGACCCAGACCAGGUCUCCGCGCUCGGGGAGCCGUUCGGGGUGGUGAUCCACCGCUUCGGGCUGUGUACGGCGUACAGGCUGUCGCAGUUCUCCGUCCUGGACCAGGGCCAGGCCGCCGUGGCGGAGGACAAGGACGCGGGCCCCGCUGGCAAGCGUGGCGCCCAGUGGGUUCGUCUCGUGGCCGAGGACGGCAGGGCCGUGUUCUUGGUGAACCACGAGGGUCCACAACCUGUGGACUCAGGCGGUAAGUGCGGCGGCAAGGCCACCGCUCAGGCGUUGCUGGACACAGUGUACCGGCACGCACAGGAUGGCGACGCUGUCGUGUUGGCCGGCCGCUUCAACUCUGGGCCCGAGUCUGACACGAUCCAGGAGCUCCAACUUCACUUCGCGCACGUCUGCACCCUUGCUGCCGCGCACCAGAGCGAAGGCAGCUUCGUCUUCAGCAACGGCGAGCUCGAGGUCGACGAGGGCGCCCAGGACGGCAACGCAGCCGGCAUUCUCGCAGUCACUGCAGAGUUCGGCUCCAUGAUCAUCACUGGAUGACCGCCGCCGGCGGCGCGGGCACCGCGCGAGGCUCGGCAGGCAGUCGCUGCGGAGGCCUGCGAUGGGGUGGCGCGAGCCGCGCUGCCGCGCGGACGACCCGCCUGGCCAGCAGCGCCUCUGCGCCUGCCACAGAGGCGGAUGACUCCGCCCACCCGGACGGCGGCCUAAUUGGCACUGCCCGUGCCCUCGACCGCCGAUUGCCGUAGGCACGGCGGGCGGCCUGGCGGCGCCACGCGCGCGAGUGACCCUUCGCCGGAGUGACCUCCUCGACGCCGCCGCCCCCCCCCCCACGGCUCCAGGCGGGCCGGAGCGGGGCCGCAGGCCGUGCUGCCGAGGAGAGCCCAGCCCCGGCGGGCGGCCUGCUCCUCGCAGAGGGCGGCAGCGGGGCGCUGCGCCGGUGCCGCGCGGCUCGCGGUCAAAGCGUGCCGCGGGCGGCGGUCGCGAUCGGAGGGAGCUCUGGCGUCCCCCAGGCGGCGGCAAAAGCGGGGGCCACCCGAGACCCUGUCGAGUCGCGAG